UUCUUCUUCCGGGUUGUAGAGAUGGCGUGUUGCUGAACAACAUAGGGUGUGAACAGGAUCUUUAUCGUGUGUAUCUUUAAUAUUAAAGACAUCUCAAACGGCAUCAAAUAUGGCGUCAGAGGAGGAGGAUUUUCCUCGAGGAGGGACAUCCAGGAAGCACUCUGAGAGUAAAAUUGUGUUGGAACAUGUGGACAACCUGUUUCAGUCUAAUGAACUAACAGAAACUAAGAAAAGAAAAGGUGGCAAAGUUGAUGGCAAACAAGUCAAGAAGCAAAGGUCUGAAGAGAGCAACGAAGGCCUGACUCUCAACACAGCAGCCAAAUCUGUAGAAAUUUUACAUUUGAAGAAUGUGAAAGAGGGGAUGCUGUUUCUGGGCUGUGUGAAGGAGGUGACAGACUUUGAAGUGACCGUCAGUUUACCUUGUGGCCUGCAAGGUUACCUGAGCAUCAAGAACAUCUGUGACUCGUACACCAAGCUGCUCAGUGAGCAGCUGGAUUCAGGGGAUGACACAGAGGAGAUCUGCUCUCUUGUGCACCUUUUCCAGCCGGGCAUGCUGCUCAGAUGUGUUGUUGCCAAGUUGCAUGUAACUAAAGGAGGGUUGCUCAGCAUCCAGCUGUCCGUCAAUCCAAAGCUGCUCAACAAGAAUCUCACCUCGAGUUCUGUGAAAGCUGGAAUGGUGUUGAGUGGAUGUGUGGAGAGUGUAGAAGAUCAUGGCUGCAUUAUUGACAUCGGCAUCAGUGGAACCAAAGCCUUCUUGCCUGAAGAAGCCAUGAAAUGCAAACAAAAUAAAACUGAAGAACUUAAAGUGGGUCAGUAUUUGAUGGUUCAAGUAGAAGAAGUAAAGAACAGUGGACGUGUGGUCCGCCUCGUUGCGAACCCCUCCGCUGUGACCAAAGUCUGUGCCAACACGGAGCAGGGCUGGAACCUCACCAACCUUCUGCCUGGCCUGCUGGUCAGAGCUACCAUCAAAAAGGUGACCAAACACGGUCUGUUCCUGGACUUCCUGUCCUCCUUCAGCGGCCAGGUGGACUUUCUUCACAUGGAGCCGACGUCCAGCUACACAGAGGGGCGUCAGGUGCAAGCGUGUGUGCUGUACAUGGAGCCCUCCACCCGACUCGUUGGACUGAGCCUCCGCCGUUACCUCGUCCAGGCUGGGACUGGAAUUGACACCAGUCCGUCUGCCGGGGACCGGAUCGGUGAGGUGGUGAAAGAGUGCAAGAUGACUGCUAUGCACCACAUGUCAGGAGCCAUGUUGCAACUGCCAGACGAAAUACCAGCUUUUGUACAUAGGAACAACCUGAAGGAGCCGAACGAGGAAGCUAAUGACAAUAAAGUGUUUGCGAUGUCCGAGCACACCUGUCGGAUCCUGGACUUCUGCCUCAUGGAUCAGAUUUAUUAUGUUACUUUGCGAAAGAGUUUGAUUGAGAAGCCUUAUUACAGUUAUUCUGAUUUUCAUGCUGGUCAACUUGUAGAGGGGACAGUUUCAGUGCUCAUGAGUCAUGGGAUGCUGGUUCAUGUGACUGAUCAUAUUAAAGGUCUGGUCCCUCGGACCCACCUCUCUGACAUCAGCCUCAGCAACCCAGAGAAGAAGUACGUCGAGGGAAUGAAGGUGACCUGUCGGGUGCUGUCGGUCGACGUCGAGAACAAGAAGCUGUACCUGAGCAGAAAGAAGACUCUGGUUGAGAGCACCCUGCCGCUUUUCCUCAGUUACAGCGACGCCCGCCCAGGCCGCGUGUCCCACGGCUUCAUCGUGUGCAUCAAAGACUUCGGCUGCAUCGUUCGCUUCUACAACAACGUCAAGGGCCUGGUGCCACUCAGAGAGCUCAGCGCUGAUCCCAUCAGCAGUCCCCAGGAGCUCUUCUAUGUUGGACAGGUUUUAAAGACUAAGGUUCUUCAGUGUGAACCGGAGAAGGCGAGGAUGCUGCUGUCGUUUAAGACAGAAGUGGAAGGAGAGACGGAGGAAGCUGCUAAGCCUCAGUUCGAGUGUGAGGUUGGGAAGAGGUUGGAGGCAAAGCUGGUAAAGAAGCUGGUCAACGGUCUGGAGGUGUCCAUCCUCCCUGAUGAAGUCUGUGCCGUGCUCCCCACAGUUCACCUUUCUGAUCACGUGUCCAACUGCCCUUUGCUGUGGGGCAGCCUUCAGGAGGGAGACGUCAUUGCAAACCUCGUCUGCUUCAACAAGAACAAACAGAAUAUUACUCUCACCAAGAAACCAACAGUGAGAUGGUCCAUGGAGGAGGGGCUGGUCCCCAGAGACUUCUCUGAGAUUACAGUUGGCAUGCAGCUGGUUGGCUGCAUCAAAAACAUCAUGUCCUAUGGCGUGUUUGUAGAGUUCCCGUACGGUCUCGUUGGUCUCGCUCCCAAAUCGGCCAUGUCAGACAAGUUCAUCCAGGACACGAUGACCACGUUCCAGCCGGGUCAGACCGUCAUUGCUAAAGUGACCAACCUGGAUAAGGACAAGCAGAGAUUUCUGGUCACUUUGAAAAUAUCAGAAGUCAUGAUGCCAGGAGGAGACGCACAAACCAGACUCAUUCAUGGACUGCAGGAGAGACGAGCUGUGAACGAAAUGUUGGCUGUUAAAGAUGGGGGAGAACUCUGUCAGCAGCUGGCUGCUCUGUCUGUUGGUGAGAAGCUGAAGCUGACUGUUGAAGGCACGACAGAAAACGGAGCCACUUUCAAGUCCGAUGACUUGAAUGGUGCUACUGUUCUUGCCAAUAAGCAUCACGUGACGGGCGUUAACCUGACUGCCGGACAGAAAGUUGGCGCGGUUGUCCUUCACGUGGACAUCCUGUCUAAUUGUAUCCAAGUGUCUGUCCUUCCUAAGCUGCUGGGAAAGAAGAAAUCUUUGACUGAAGAAUCCAAAUACACGGCUGUGGUGGAGUUCAUAGACCAAGACUUUGCAGUCGUCUCACUGGGCAACACAGCACAGCUGACUGUGAUCCAAACCAGAAGCCACCUGAAUGACAUCAUCUUCUCCGAGAAACUGGACGUGGGGACGACUUUGGCGGUUGAAGUCAUAGAACCCACCUGCGAGGAACUGCAAGGGCUCCCCCUGUUGUCGUGGAAUUGCAGUGCUCCAAAGCGACAGCGCGUAACUUCGGAAAACCAGGAUCGGGGUCACUGCUUCGGCGAAAUCCUGCAGGGGAAGGUGCACACAGUGAAGCCUACAUCAAUUCGCGUCACGCUGGAGGAUGGAAGCAAAGGCAGCGUGCAUGUGUCUGAGGUGAUGGAGGCCGCCGACAUGCGAAUCGGAUCCUUCCCUACGUCCUCCGUGAAAGCAGGCAGCGUGAUCACCUGCAGGGUCAUCGGAGGACGAGAAGCCUCCAGUCGCAGAUUGAUGUCUUUCUCUCAUCCAAAAUUCACUUACUAUAUUCCUGAGCUCACACUUGUACCCAGCAAAUUAGAUACCAGUGUAAACUUAAAACCUGUUUCAACACAAGAAAAAAUGAGCACCUAUAAAGUUGGGGAAGAAAUUACUUGUUUUGUUUCAAAGUUCCAUUCAGACAGGAAGUGUUUGGAGGUCACUUGUGGUCCUUCUGUCACCGGGACGGUUGAAUUGCUUGCAAUGAUCAAGAAUCCUCAAGAUGCUAAACACCCAGAGAAACUGUACAAACUGGGCCAAACAGUUCGUGCUGUAGUGGUGGAGGUUCAAGCCAAACAUAAUCGCCUCCUGCUUUCACUCACAGGUGUCCAUAAGCUGGAGAAAGGCAGCACUGUUUUAGGAAUCGUGUCAAAUAUUCAGCCACAAGUCGGCCUUUAUGUCAAACUUCCCUUUGGCGGCACGGGAACAGUUUGUUUCACCGACCUUCUUGACACCUACAAGCCAAACCCACUGAGGGCCUACAGCAAAGAUCAGAUCAUCAGGUGUUACCUGUUGGAUUGUAAAAAUGAAAAGUGGCAGUUAUCUCUGCGUCCAUCAAGGCUGUCGCCGCAACAAACCAAACCCGAGAAAGACCCGGAAGUGUUGUCUGUAGACCAGCUGCAGGUGGGCCAGCUCAUCCGAGGCUACGUGAAGAGCGUGGGGGAGCACGGGGUCUUCUUCAGGCUGUCAAGAAGCAUCAUUGGACGAGUUCAGUUCAAACACUCGACUAAAUACUUUAUCAAGAGCCACAAGGAUCUCUCCAAGCACCUGCCUGUCAACAUGCUCCUCACCGCUAAAAUCCUCAGUGUUGACAGAGAAGCCGAGUUAGUGGACCUCUCUCUGCUCCCGGAGGACACGGGCAGGUCGGACAUCUUUCCCGAGUCUCUCAACCUGCCGCUGCGUCUGAGCGAAAACGAGAAGAAAAAGCAGAAAAGACGUGCUCCGUCUGCGAGCGAACAGCAGGAUCAAGCAGAAUCCAAGAUCCCCAAAAAGAAGAAGAAGAAACGAAAGAGUGACGGUGAUGACAGUGGAGUGGAAGUGUACUUCAGAGAGGACGACGAUGAAGACGCUGAAAAGAAACCUGCUAAAGUGACUGCCGGCUCAGCAGGCCCGUCCAGGCUGCAGGUGGCUGCAGGUUUCUCCUGGGAGGUGGGGCUGAGCUCCCUGAAGCCCGCCUCUGCUGAAAAGGAGGAGGAGUCCAGCGAUGGAGAAGAUCAAGAUGAGAAGGCUAAGCCCCAGAAGAAGUCUCACCACGAGCUGCAGCAGGAGAAGAAGUCGGCAGAAAAGGCCCUGCUUCAGCGGGAAAACGAGCUGAUGGAUCCAAACCUGCGGCCGCAGGAUGCCUCCACCUUCGAUCGGCUGCUUUUAGCCUCCCCCAACAGCUCUCUGCUGUGGCUCCAGUACAUGGCUCAUCACCUGCAGGCCACACAGAUCGAGCAGGCCCGAGCUGUGGCUGAGAGGGCCCUCAAAACCAUCUCCUUCAGAGAGGAGCAGGAGAAGCUGAACGUGUGGGUGGCCCUGCUGAACCUGGAGAACCUGUAUGGCACAGAGGAAAGUCUGAAGAAAGUGUUUGAGCGAGCGCUGCAGUUCUGCGAGCCGAGGCCGGUGUACCAGCAGCUGGCUGACAUCUACACCAACUCCAGCAAAAUCAAGGAGGCAGAGGGGCUGUACAAGACGAUGGUGAAGCGUUUCCGUGAGGACAAAGCGGUGUGGUUGAGUUACGGGACCUUCCUGCUCCAGCAGGGUCAGGGUGAUGCUGCCAGCAGCCUCCUGCAGAGGGCGCUGAGGAGUCUCCCCUCUAAAGAAAGCGUGGACAUGAUCGCCAAGUUCGCUCAGAUGGAGUUCCGGUACGGCGACGCCGAGAAAGGGCGCAACAUGAUGGACAAAGUCCUGACGAGCUACCCCAAGCGCACAGACCUGUGGUCCGUUUUCAUCGACCUCACGAUCAAACACGGAUCCCAGACGGAAGUCAGGGCUCUGUUCGACCGCGUGAUCAACCUGAGCGUUUCUGUGAAGAAGAUCAAGUUUUUCUUCAAGCGCUACCUGGAGUACGAGAAGAAACACGGCACCCCUCAGAGCAUCCAGACCGUCAAGGAAAAGGCUUUGGAGUUUGUGGAAAGUAAAGGCAAAGAGGCCGAAAAUUAAAAAAGCGACCGGAUUCAGACUGCUCACAAAAACGCUCGUCCAUAAAAAGACCAACAUCUCAGCUUGUAUUUACAUUGUUUUUUUUAAUAUGACACAACAGAUCUUUGUAAAGGGAGUUCUAAAUGUUAAAAACAAUCAGCUGGUUAACAUUUCAUCAACUUGCAUUUUGUAUAUUAAAAAAAAAACUCAAAAGUAAAGAAAAAAAACAUGAA
Messenger RNA from Nematolebias whitei (Rio pearlfish), 5715 nucleotides. RefSeq names its product programmed cell death 11 (gene pdcd11). Lineage: Eukaryota; Metazoa; Chordata; Actinopteri; Cyprinodontiformes; Rivulidae. Gene Ontology annotation, cellular component: nucleus; small-subunit processome; nucleolus. Gene Ontology annotation, biological process: rRNA processing. Gene Ontology annotation, molecular function: protein binding; RNA binding. The transcript is spliced from 36 exons. The record is from RefSeq and is a predicted model, not a curated record. Bases 110 to 5503 code for a protein of 1797 amino acids.